This is a messenger RNA of Micropterus salmoides (largemouth bass), 1492 nucleotides long. RefSeq lists its product as uncharacterized. The transcript has 5 exons. The record is from RefSeq and is a predicted model, not a curated record. Bases 296 to 1138 code for a protein of 280 amino acids. Lineage: Eukaryota; Metazoa; Chordata; Actinopteri; Centrarchiformes; Centrarchidae.
CGCUGCCCGACGGGCCGUUUGACGUCAGCAUCAAUGCAGACAUGCAGUUCCUGUACGCCCCUUCAAAAUAAGACGUCUCGAUGAAGCGGUGAGAAGAGCAGAGGUGAAAAACAUCUCCAGGUUUAAAGAAGAUGCUUGAUGUAGCUGAGGACUGCCUGUCCUGCCCCGCCCUCCCCCCUAUAAAUUACUGCAAACAGCAUCACCGCCUCCACUUGUACAGCUGAAGACAGCAGAAAGCUUCCUCCACCUGAGCAGCUUGUUGGAGACGAGCAGCUUGUUGGAAACAGCAGUGAAGAUGAAUCUCCUGCCCUGGAUGAUGCUGGUGUUCCUGCUCUCAGCUGGGACCAGUUUGGCUGAUGUGGACGUGAACUGGCUGGCUGGGAUUGUAGAGGCCAUCAGGACAGAGUACAAGAUAAACGGACAGUUCUGUCUGGCCGCGAACAUCCCACUGAGCGAAGACCAAAACGCGAUUGGUAACGCCCUACAGUUUGACCGCUACAGUGGAAAUGUUAAAGACAUGAUUAAUGGGGGUGAUGUGUAUGAAAGCCAGACAGUGGUCAUAGCCAAACCUGCAGGACCUGUACACGCAGAACCUCAAGUUCUGCAAAAGUUGAGCACAUUGAGGAGAAACAGUGAGGGAAACUUCCUGCUCAUCUACUCUUACCUCUCCCCAUGUGGAGACAAGUGUGCAAACCCAGACAAUCAAAAGCACAACAUCCUUCAAUACUUUAGAAACAAUGCCCUUGCACCUUGGAAAAAUAGUUAUGCCUUUGUGUUUACAAGAGUCUUUGAUCAGCCCAACUUUGGUGAUCCUCCUACCAAAGAGGAUUUGAAAAGACAGCUCGGGAGUUCCGGGCUUGGUCUCAAAAACAUUUUCCGCUGUUUUGGUGAAAAUACAGAAUUAGAGUGCCACAGCUGCUCCUCUCAGGGAAGAGUUUCAAAUGUUUGUAUUAAUAACAACUGGCCUCAAGGCGGAGGAAGCAGCAGCAGCAGCAGAAGUAGCAGCUACAACAGAGGGCAAGGCAGCAGCAGCAGUAUAGGUGUCAGAAAGAGCAAAGACAACAAGAAAUAUAGACAUAGAGACAGAAGCAGAAGUAAAAGCAGCAGUAUAAGUGGCAGAAGGACCAGAGACAACUGAGUGAGGAGCAGCAGCAGCAGCGGGUAGAGCAGUUCAGGGCUUUUUUGUACAGUCAGAUGUUUCUGGUCCCAGUAUAAGUGGUUCCCACUGAGAUAAUCCCAUUAAAACAACAUUUGAUCAUCACGAUGUAAAAACUUUCAUUUCAUGCUACACAAAGAACAGUACUUAGUGAAUUAUCUUGUGGCAUGUUAUAUAAUAAUGAACGAUUACAUGUUUAAUAAUGAUCAUAUUUUAUAGUUUAGAUGCCUCCUGUUCUCUGUGAAUUCACAACAUUUUUAUUUUCCCAAAAGUCAAAGCAAGGACCUGUUAUUGUGCUGCAUGGUCAUUUUGAAUAAAGCUUGAUUCAGCAUCAAA